AUAAUAAAAAUAAAAUAAAUAUUAAAUACAGUUAGAAUUAUAGAAAAUUUUGAUGAAAAAUUAAUAGAAAAAAAGAAGGAACAAUAAGUGACAGUUAGAAUGAAAAAAACAAACAUAAACAAAAUAAAAAAAUCAAUUUUAAAAAUUCAAUUUUUUUUUUAUAUAAAAAAAAAUAAUAAUAAAAAAUCGUUAAAAGCAUAGAGAACAAAAAAAAAAGAAGAACAAUUUUUGAAAGCUUUUUGAAUGUAGUAAUUGCGUUCCCGCGCGAAAACUGAAGCGUCUUCAUAAUAAAGAGGAAAAAAUUCAUCCUUUAAAAAAAUUGCAUUAAUAUUUUUAAUACCACGUGAUAUACGCGGUAAAUUCAAUAUGUAUAUAAAAAAUAUAAUAAUAUAUUAUAUUUGUGAAUAUAUAAGAUAUUUUAUUUGUUAUAAUAUAAAAAAAUUUAAUCAGAUUACAUCAAUGGGAACUUUAAUAAAAAGGCUUUAUUACAUUAACAUUUAAACUAAAAAGAAAAUAACUUAAAACUCAAACCGAAAUAUUGAAAUUGACACUUAAACAUAACACAAAGAUAAAUAAAAACAAAAAAAACAACACAAUGGAUUGUUACACACAACUUCCACCAGAAAAUAGAUUUGGAUUAUCACGUUAUAGUAGACAUUCAGACACCCCAUCUCCAUUAUUAAGUCCACCUGUUAAUCGAAUCGAUAGUCCAAACUAUUUAAAUAAAAUGAAUAACGAAACUACAAAUUCCUUUUUAAAUCAUCCAAGAAAUAGUUCACCAAUAAGAUAUUCACAACAUCAAUAUCCAGCGUCAUAUAAAAUGACAUCAAGUACGCUAUUACCAGCACCAGCACCAACUAACCCAAUGAAUUAUUACCCAUACAAUUUUGAUUCAAAUUAUCCAAGAAAUUAUCUUCCUAGAUCAGUUAGUAAUUUUUCACCACCAACACCAGUUGAUCAAUUUAAAAAUUCACUCGAUAGAAUUAAUGGAUGUGUUAACUCAUCGAUUCCUGGUCCAUUAGAGGAAUAUUAUAGAAAUACUCAUUAUAACUAUUCACAAUCAUUUAAUAAUUAUGGAAAACUAAAUGUGCCAAAGAGUUCAUAUUAUAAUCACCAUUUAGGACUUCCAACACAUCGCACUUCACAUAUACCAGCUCCAAGCCCAACAUACUAUUCAACUCCUAGAAAUGAAUUUUAUGACCCAAUAGCUGGAUUACAUCAAACCGUUCGUAACGGUUUCAAAGAUAAUAUUGGCUUAUCAAAUACAUAUCAUAAUAUAUAUAAUUAUUCUCCACCCUUAACAACUCAUUUGAAGAGACCACAUUAUCCAACACCAUACAAUCCACAUCAUCCACAAGCUUUAUAUCCAAAUUCUUAUUCAGCUUUUCCAUCUUAUAAUGGUAAAUCAACAAGUUUUGAUUAUUAUCGCAGCCAUUAUACACAAUUAAAUUCAUAUCCAGAAUAUCAAACAACUAAUAGUGCACAAUAUCAUCAUUUAUAUCAGCAACAACAGCAACACCAUCAACAACUAUUACAAAGUAAACAUAACGCAUUGCAACAUAGUAGUCUUUAUCAAAAUUCAUACCCGAACCCUAUAACGUUAUCGAACGAGAAUUUAAAUCAUCAAGUGGACCUAAUGCAUUCUCCUAGAUCAUCAGAAUACAAUAGUAGAUAUAAGAAUUUUGAAGAAAAUUCAGAAAAUAAACUUGAAAGCCUUAUUAACGAGGAAUUACGACCACUAUCGUCCAAUUUGGACCAUAAAAACUUAUCAAACAAUGAAAGAAAGUUUUCUGAUAGUAUAGAAGAUUUGCCUUUAGAAAUCAAUAACAGUAAUCGUGAUGAUAAAAUAGAACAAAGAGCUGAGUCAUCUAUAUCAGAAAGUAAUACCGUCAAUGACAUGAAUUCAGAAACGACAAUUGCAUCAUCACCUCUUACUAGUGUCAGCAGUUAUACGGAUAGUGGAAUUAGUGGCUGUAGUAAUAUAAUUGAUGGCAACAACACUAGCGAUGGCAGCAUUGUUGAAGAAAAACCUGAUGAAAAUAAUAUUAACCAAAUUAAUUCCAAUAACACAGAAGAAGAUUCAAAUGAAAUAAAAUUAGAGUUAAUAGAUACCAAAAUGACUAAUGAUCAUUUAAAUGAAGCUGACAAUUUAAACAUUAAAAAAGAAGAUGAAAUUGACCCUAAACCUAAAGCACAUAAUAUACCGUCCAGUACAUCUUUAAAAGGGUUUAAAGCAGUUAAUAAAAAGGACAAUCAGCUUGAUCGAGUUAUUAAACCGUUUUCGGAUAAUUGUUCAAAUGAGAAAAAUCAAAUUGGACGAAAUAAUUCUGAUUUUAGUCUUCACACCCAACAUAAGGAAAAUUAUAAUAAAAACUCUCCGAAUUCUUCUUCAAAAACUAAAAACACACGUAAUCAACGGGAAAAUAAUAAUUCUUCGAGAGCUGCUUUAAAAAAUGAUAGUUUACAAUUAGAAAAUAAAAAAUCAAAUUCAAAUUAUUGGUCAUCGCAUCAUCAUUAUCAAUUCCAAUCGCGUUCAAAAUCACAACGAGAUGAUAAUACACAAAAGCAUAAUAAUAAUAAAAAUUCAAAUAAAAAUAAUUCAAAAACAAAUGUUUCAACAAAUAUUAAUAAUAGGAGUCGAGUAUUGGAAUGUGAUUUUAUACCAAGCAAAAAAUCAAGAAAAAAAUCUGGUUCUGGCAACUGUUUAAGCGAAACAGUAGAACUCCGUGAAGAAAUUAAGGAUAUUAAACCAUUACCUGCAUUUCAACAAGCUUUCGGAUCAACUGAAAUUGGACGAUUCUCGGAAAUUUUUCAAAAUAGUUCACCAGAAAGCUCAUAUAACUUUAAUAUGUCAUCUUACGAUUAUAAUUUAACAGAAAAUGGCAGUCCUUAUUUAUGGACAGAAACAGGUGAAUCUUUAGAAGGUUCACAUCAUAGAAAUUUUUAUAAAAAUUCUUUAUACUCUAAUUAUAUAGAAAAUUAUGAUACGAUUGAAUCGUCAAAAGAAAAUUAUUACAAUUCAUUCGAUUAAAUAUAUACAUAUAAUGUAUUUCAAAAUGUAAUAUACAAUAAAAUUAUAAACAAAAAAAUUAAAUUAAAUAUUAAGAUAAUGCUGUAGAUAAAAUUUAUUAUAUAUUGAAAAUUGUUAAACAAUUGUUAUAGUGUGUUUUUUUAAUCAAAAACAUUGCAUAUUUAUUAUUACAAAAAUUUUAUUUAAAUAACUUUAAAAAGAAAAAUUACAAAAACAAAUAAA
Molecule: messenger RNA, 3253 nt
Organism: Condylostylus longicornis
Lineage: Eukaryota; Metazoa; Arthropoda; Insecta; Diptera; Dolichopodidae
Product: homeobox protein 2
Exons: 6
Coding region: 596-3031 (811 amino acids)
Source: RefSeq, a predicted model, not a curated record